Molecule: messenger RNA, 2510 nt
Organism: Saccostrea echinata
Lineage: Eukaryota; Metazoa; Mollusca; Bivalvia; Ostreida; Ostreidae
Product: toll-like receptor 4
Exons: 1
Coding region: 21-2510 (829 amino acids)
Biological process (GO): toll-like receptor signaling pathway; immune response
Cellular component (GO): membrane
Molecular function (GO): transmembrane signaling receptor activity; protein binding
Source: RefSeq, a predicted model, not a curated record
CUGACUUUGUAGUGGUUGCAAUGAAUGGAUUUGGCAGACAAUGCACGAACAACCCUGCCUGCCGCUGUAGUCCAGUUGGGAAUAUGAACAAGUUUUACACUGCAAAUUGUUCAAAUCUGGGAAUCACGCAAGUUCCGAUAACCCGACCGGAUGUUGUCAUUCUCCUGCUUCAACACAACAACAUCACUUCUUUGACAACAACCUUCUGUCCUUCACUUUACCAUCUCGACCUAUCUCACAACAAAAUUCAAAAUUUUUCGGACGACGCGUUUGCAAAUUUAACAAGGUUAAAAACAUUGAAUUUAGAAGGAAAUAACCUUGAACUUGACGAAAGUAUUUAUCGGCCAAAUGUCUUUAAAGACUUAGAAGCUUUACGUGAACUUAAUAUCAAGAACUGUACAAGUAAAAGAAUACAUGCAUUUCCACAUGAAAUCUGGAAGAAUUUCACCUUACUUCAGAUUCUUAGAAUUGAUGUCAGAUCUCCUACACAAUUUGAAGGGCCGUUCCAGCUCCUGACGUCUUUAAGAGAACUGGACGUGUCAGGCGUCACGGGAUUCUGCUCUGUGGGAACAAUGACAAAGAGUUUCCUCAUAAAUAUGCCACACUUGGAAAUCCUCGACGUAUCUGCUUGUAACCUGAGCUCAUUUGCAGCAGAUGCAUUGAUAACACAAAGAAACCUUUCCAUUCUUAAUAUUUCCUACAAUGAAAGACUUACUUUUGCAAGUUUUGAAAAUCUUUCUCGUAGUUUACAGUUUUCUAAAAUAAAGGUUUUCAAAGCCAACAAAAUCCACUGCACGUUUGGAGUAGGUACUGUGAUGCAAGUCAGUGACAUCGUGCACUUUCAAAAUACUACCCUUGAAGAACUCUAUCUAGACGACAACAGAUUAGCCCUUCUUGAAAUGAAUGUUCUUAAAUUCCUCCCUCCUAGUCUUAAAAUUAUUUCGCUUGUCAAAAAUAGACUGACAAUAGGUCUUUACUUACUGGAGCUUGAAUUUUUAUCCAGCAUAGAAAAAAUUGACGCAUCUUUCCAAUAUACUUCCCCUUCUUUCAUUAAAAUGCGGGAAGCUUUUGAUUGUCAGAAUCCAGUACGCAUUUGCAAAAAUGGAAUAGACGAAUAUUCCGUGAAAUAUGAGAUAACGUCGGGGGAAACUGCAGUUCCACAUUUUGGUCCUAUAAUACUGCUACCGAAAAAUUUAACAAAUAUCACUAUAAAAGGGUAUGGCCUAAAAACGCAUAUUACUGACAUACAAUUCAAUGCAGACAAUUGUAUUGCACACCUUGACUGGUCUCAAAACCCAAUAACAAGCUUUAAAGGUCCCAUUGAAGGAUUAAAAAAGUUAGAAUAUUGGGAUCUUUCUGAAUGCCAUUGUCCGUCAUUGACCACAUAUUUCUUUAAUUAUACAGACUCAUUGAAAGUUUUGAAACUUAAUAAAAAUCUUCUUGGGAAAAUCCUGGAAAACGACACAGAUGGAGAAACCUUUAAAAAUCUUGUAAAUCUUGAACAGUUGGACUUAUCUGACAACCAAAUAAAAAACUUACCAGUAAAAAUCUUCAAAAACCUACGAAAUAUUCGGGAACUUAACCUGAAAUCAAACUCUAUGACGGAAUGGAAUGUAAAAGUUCACCACAUGAGGAACCUAACAGAAAUUGACCUUUCGAGGAACUUACUGCGACAGCUCAGUGGUAAGACCGUGCUCUCAUUUUCCAAACUAUUCAAGAGGAAAACUUCAAUAAAGAUUUCUCUCGCAUAUAAUCUGUUUGCUUGUACAUGUGAAUCAAAACAUUUCAUACAGUGGUCUUUUAUAAACCGCCAAUACAUCUCGGAUUUUCAAAACAUUACAUGCGUGCUUGAUAAUGGAACGAGCAUCGGACUUCAAAGUGCUGUAAGAUUUCUUGAAGUUUACUGCACAAAUUUUCAAUUGGUAACAUUCCUAGUAUCCUCCGUUAUUAUUUUCUUUGUCGUGAUAACGGUCACCGGUUUGAUUUACCGGUACCGAUGGAAACUGCGCUAUAUAUAUUACAUGACAAGAAACAAAUACCGGUUAUCAAGCCCUUUAUACAAAGGCACGUUUAUAUUUGAUGCCUUCAUAUCGUACGCUGAAGAGGACAGCGACUUUGCUGUAAACGAGUCGAUUUCCCAGCUAGAGGAUUUAAGAGGUCUACAGCUGUGCCUCAGUAAAAGAGACUUCCGACCAGGUACAGAAAUAGCCGCCAAUAUCACAGAAGCCAUUACCAAAAGCCGGAAAACAAUAAUAGUUCUAUCAAACAACUUCCUUAACUCUUAUUGGUGCAUGUUUGAAUUCAAUAUGGCACGGAUGGAGAGUAUCUAUACACGGAAUGGUAAAGAUGUUCUGUUUCUCAUUAUGUAUCGGCAUGUUUCAGCUAAAACAUUGCCUUUAUCAAUGUUAGCUUUGGUGGAAAGUAGGUCCUACAUUGAAUAUCCUGAUGACCCCCAAGGAAAUAUUGUUUUCUGGGAUAAAAUUGCAGAAACUUGUUCCAGGCCAUCAUGA